Chinchilla lanigera (long-tailed chinchilla) is the source of this 2934-nucleotide messenger RNA. RefSeq names its product CUE domain containing 1 (gene Cuedc1). NCBI's taxonomy places the organism in Eukaryota, Metazoa, Chordata, Mammalia, Rodentia, Chinchillidae. The record is from RefSeq and is a predicted model, not a curated record. The transcript is spliced from 11 exons. Gene Ontology annotation, molecular function: ubiquitin binding. The coding region runs from base 409 to 1590 and encodes 393 amino acids.
AACGUGGACCUCGCAGGCUGACAGAGAGGACGGAGAGCUGCCGUGCAUAUGGCUCUGGGAUAGUGGUUGGCACGGAAGGAGCAGGCAGUGGGACCGUCCCAGAGCCGGCGACAGGAUGCCCCGGUGGUGCGGAUGACCUGCAUCCAGCCGAGCCCAGUCCAGGCCCGCAUGUCGCCGCCCCAUGAGUGCCGCUCCUCGAGGGCCGCCUGGGGCUCCGCGCCCAUAGUCUCCUGACCCGGAGCCCCACUGCCCAUUGGCGUACAGAGGAGGAGGCGCAGGGGUGAGCUUCCCGUAUCCGCGGAGCAAGCAAGCAAGCAAGCAAGCAAGCGGCCGACGGCGCAAGGACCAGGAACGAGGGGGCUUCGCGGCCGAUCGAUCGGAAACAUUUUCCCCAAGCGGCUGCACAAAAUGACCAGCCUGUUCCGAAGGAGCAGCGGGGGCGGCGGGGCGGGGGCGCGCGGGGCCGGGGCGGGGACCGGGAGCAGCUCCGCGGCCCCGCAGGAGCUCAACAACAGCCGGCCCGCGCGCCAGGUGCGCCGCCUGGAGUUCAACCAGGCCAUGGACGACUUCAAGACCAUGUUCCCCAACAUGGACUACGACAUCAUCGAGUGCGUGCUGCGCGCCAACAGCGGCGCAGUGGACGCCACCAUCGACCAGCUGCUGCAGAUGAACCUGGAGGGGGGCGGCAGCAGCGCCUACGAGGACAGCUCCGACUCGGAGGACAGCAUCCCCCCAGAGAUCUUGGAAAGGACUUUGGAACCUGAUAGCUCCGAUGAAGAGCCUCCACCUGUGUACUCCCCUCCGGCCUACCACAUGCACGUGUUCGACAGGCCUUACCCUCUGGCCCCGCCCACUCCACCGCCCCGGAUUGAUGUGCUGGGCUCCGGGCCCUCUGCAAGCCAGAGGCGCUAUCGGAACUGGAACCCACCGCUGCUGGGCAACCUCCCUGAUGACUUUCUCCGCAUCCUGCCCCAGCAGCUGGACAGCAUACAGGGUAACCCCCGGUGCACCAAGUCUGUGAGCGGAGAGGGAGGCCUGCCUCCCACAGCCGGAGACCAGGACAGCCGCUGGAAGCAGUACCUGGAGGACGAGAGGAUCGCGCUCUUCCUGCAGAACGAGGAGUUCAUGAAGGAGCUGCAGCGGAACCGAGACUUCCUCCUCGCCUUGGAGAGAGAUCGACUGAAAUAUGAGUCCCAGAAAUCCAAAUCCAGCAGUGUGGCGGUGGGAAAUGACUUUGGCUUUCCCUCUUCUGUCCCAGCUCAGGGGCCGUCCCUCAGCAGGUGUCUCCCUCUUCCAGGAAACAGUGAUGCCAACCCUGCUGUGUCUGAAGAUGCCUUAUUCAGGGACAAGUUGAAACACAUGGGAAAAUCCACCCGGAGGAAGCUGUUUGAGCUGGCGCGCGCCUUCUCCGAGAAGACCAAAAUGAGGAAGUCCAGGAGGAAGCACUUGCCCAAGCAUCAGUCGCUGGGGGCUGCUGCAUCAACAGCCAAUCUCCUGGAUGACGUGGAGGGCCACGCUUGUGAUGAAGACCUCCGGGGAAGGCGGCAGGAGACACCCAAGAUGGAGGAAGCCCUCAGGGAAGGACAGUAAGAGGUGCCAGCAGCUCCACCUCUCUAGGGAUGCUCUGACCCGGCAGGGGCAGCUGGAGAGCAACGCGGCACCCUGCUGAAGGGCCCGGAUGCAGCCAGACUGACGGUGCUUGAUUCGGAGGCCGGGUGGUCCUCCAGCCAUGGUCCAGCCCAGCCACUGCCACCUUGCACGGGACCUAGAACUUUGGAGUCGCCAUCCUAUGAUUGGAGGAGGGACCUGGGGCCCCUAGAGGGCAGCAGCCAGGCUUUUCUACAGCCGUGGGUGGCAAUGCAGGAGUCACGCCUUUCUUUCUUAAAAAAAAAAAAAAAAAAAAUCUGAGGAAGUUCAGAGGCCGGAGUUUGGGAAAGGGCAGGAUCACCCUAAGCAGGCUCUCGGCUGGAGGUGAGCUCCUGCCUUCUUCCCUCCGCAUCUCUCCAGCCGGGCGUCAGACUGCCUCAUCUCCUACCCUUGUGUCCGGCUCUCUAGGCACCUUGGGCCCCUUCUUCCCAAGGCCACCUGCAUCUCAGCCUUUCCCGGGGGCUGCAGGGCCACUUGGAGCCGGGGGGGGGGCAGUGGCGCUCACCAGCGUGCCCUGAGGGGCGACCCUCAGCACCCCGCUUCCUCCCAAUGGGGUGGGAGGAGCUGGAAGACUCUGGCCAGGCAGGGUCUGUCCCCUAAGGGUGGGCCGCUGGGGGCCGAGAGUGCCGCCUUGGAGAAGGGGCAGCACCGGGUGGGGGCAGCUGCCAAUAGCCAGGAGGUGAUGGGAGGAGGAAAAUUGUGACUCCACCUAUUCUUAACCACAAGGCCACUGCUAAGCGGCGGAGGCGCAGCUCUCCCCGGACUGGAGCGCAGCGGGUGCAGCUUCCGCGCGGGGUUGUGGGUGGUGGGGCUGGGAGUGGGAUCCGAUACAGUAUUUGUUGGGGCAUUGGUGGCCGUGAGGUACUGGGGCGUGGCGAGGGUGAGCCAGGACCUUGCCCUGUUCUGCGCCCCUCAUCCCCUGCACCUCCGCGACUCUGGGGCGGCCAGGCAGCGUGAGGAAGUUGGGAAGCACGGAGCUGGGGGCUUUGGUCAUGAGCCCUCCUACGCUCUUGGCUGGUUCCUGGCAUGGCCCGGCGCACUGAAGGGACGGGGAGCCCCCAGCCGCUAACUUAAGCUCCAGACAGCCUGAUCCCGAGGGGCAGAGGAGGGGCUCUGGGCCGUGACCCUGACUUCUCCCCGGCCAGGGCCAGGCUCAGCGGGAGUAGCCCCAGCCCCAAGUCUCUGUGUGUUGCUUUAUUAUUUUUUCCUCCUAUGUGUGGGUUUUUUCUUGGAACUGUUUCAUAGGAACUCCUGUAAUAAAGCCUUGGUGUUCUCUUGGUGCUCUGA